Messenger RNA from Nicotiana tabacum (common tobacco), 1156 nucleotides. RefSeq lists its product as uncharacterized. Lineage: Eukaryota; Viridiplantae; Streptophyta; Magnoliopsida; Solanales; Solanaceae. The record is from RefSeq and is a predicted model, not a curated record.
CGACAAAACUCAGUAUUUUGUGUUUAAAGAUCUAUAUAUAUGUACGAAAAACAAGCACUAUAAAGUUAGAUAUAUAUUUCAGAAUUCACUCUCUCAUCCAGAACUCACAACGUCUAAAUUCUAGAGCAUUGCUCGUUGAUUAUAUGUCCGAAAGACGUCUCGGGCAAAGAAUUCCAAUGUGCGAGAGAGCUAGCAGUAGCAAUGUACGAAAACCAUCAUUUCCCCCCUUGAGUUAUGGGAAGAAUAAUAGGACCGUGCCGCGACGAACAUCAAAGCAGAAUAGGAAGAGAAAAACUAUAGAAAGAUGUAAAUCUGAGCCUUGUCUUUGGAGAGUUAAUGGAGUUGGUGAUAAUGACGAUGAUCGUCGAGAUGUGACGACGUCGUUGGAGGUUCUUUUCCGGCCACAAACUUGUUCAGAUAUAUUUUUUUCACCGGAUUAUUUGAAUAAUAUUCCUUCUCCGCAGGGUUUUCAGGGGUACAAUAAAGAUGCCAAAGUUGUGAUUAAUGUCACAGUUGAGGGCACUCCUGGACCAAUUCGAACCAUGGUUAAGUUAGGAUCCAGUGUGGACGAGACCAUAAGAUUUGUGCUAAGCAAAUAUAAAGAAGAAGGUCGCAAUCCUCAUCUUGAUGAAAUUGCUUCUUCAUCAUUCAAAUUAUACUCUUCUUACUUCAGUCUUGAGAGCUUGAGUAAUUCAGAUAUGAUUGGAGAUGUGGGGAGCAGAAGCUUUUAUCUUCGCAAGAGUAAUAAUAAUGGAAAUAAUUCAAGAAAUGCAGAAAUAGCAAUGGAGAUUACUUCAAUGGAGGCAAAUUCUAAUCCAAUUCUUGCUAUCCCAGGAUUAUUUGCUUUGAAUAUCAAUAAAAUGAUAAGAAGAACAAGCAAGUUUUGGAAAUUCCUUGGUUGCAUACAGUGUUUUGGAUAACUGGUUAAGUCAGAGGCGAAUAUAGAACGGAUUCAACAGGUUCAACUGAAUUAAAGGAAGUAUACAUGUCUCUCCCUCACGGAUAUUCUCCACAGGGAGAGAACUCAGUUUGCCGCCUGAAUCAGUCCCUUUAUGGACUUAAACAAGCGUCCCGAAAUGGGUUUGCAAAAUUUUCUUCUGCUUUACUGGAUGCUGGUUUUCUUCUAUGUACUUUCAACUGGAAUCUCUGUACUUGU